AAGAAAUGUUUGUGUACAUGUGAUCCUCCAUGUGACAGGAAAUUAAUGUAGAAAUAAAGUAACGCUUCAUUUAUUUAUUUGUUUAUUAAUGCGACACGGCAAAAGCAUUGUCAUGGUUCGCGAGGGAAUUUGAUCUCCAAUAAACUACUGUACAACUAAACGUCAGGUCUCUUUGUUUAUGACUAGCGACUGUAAGAUUUACCUACAUGAUGUUUAAGACGCUGUCAUAUGCUGUCUCAGACUUUGAACCCAAAGCCCAUCCAAUAUACUCCUCUAAAAGCCUGAAAUAAGCAAAAAAGUAAGAUUUGACAGCCAGAAGAACUCUUGAUACACUUUCACAAUGCCACCCAUGAAGAACAACAAUGUAAAAAGUUGUGCUUUUCCUCAAGACCAAAGCUAGACUGGAGGUUUGUGCAAAGGUUCUGCAGAAUUCUGAAGAUCCUUUUCCCAUCCUGGUCCAACCAAAGUGUCCGCAUGUUCAUGACGCUUCUUGGAGUCACGCUUUCAGUUCAACUCGUGAUUUAUCAAGUGGGUCUUAUUCCAAGUCAGUUCUAUGAGGUUCUGUCUGAGAAGAAUUAUGGGAAGUUCAAAAAUCUGGUGCUGUCUGCGGUUAUGCUCAUUCUGAUUAAUUCAACGCUGAAAAGCCUGGACCAGUACAUUUCCAGUCUGCUGUAUGUCAGCUGGAGAAAGUCUUUGACUGAAGAACUCCAUAACACAUACUUCAAGGGACGUGUUUACUACACCCUCAACGUACUGUGCAAAGACAUCGACAACCCAGACCAGCGCAUCAGUCAGGAUGUAGAAAGGUUAUGUAAGCAGAUGAGCACUAUGGCGAGUCGACUUCUCAUUUCGCCAUUCACAGUGACCUACUACACCUAUCAGUGCUUCAACAGUGCCGGCUGGAUUGGAUUUGUAAGCAUCUUCGGCUACUUUGUGGUUGGAACCAUCAUCAACAAGAUCUUGAUAGGACCCAUUGUGUCCAUGCUCGUUGAGCAAGAAAAGUUGGAAGGAGAUUUUAGGUUUAAACACAUGCAAAUUAGAGUGAAUGCAGAAUCUGCCGCUUUCUACAGGGCAGGUAAGGUGGAACACAUGCGGACAGACCGAAGGCUGCAGAUGCUCUUAUCCACUCAGAAAAGCUUGAUGAACAAAGAGCUCUGGCUUUACAUUGGAGUGAACACCUUUGACUAUAUGGGCAGUAUCCUAAGCUACAUAGUGAUCGCGAUCCCCAUCUUUGCUGGAGAGUACGACGGCCUGACACCUGGAGAACUGAGUGCUCUUGUCAGUAAGAACGCUUUUGUCUGCAUCUAUCUGAUAAACUGCUUCACGCAGCUCAUCGAUCUCUCAACCACAGUGUCUGAUGUCGCUGGAUACACGCACCGAAUUGGAGAACUGCGGGAAGCGAUGGCAGAAAUUGCCAAGAAACAGUAUGACCAGGAUCAGUACGAUCCACUUUCAAAGGACAUACCUUACAGUGAUCGGGAGCUUCAGAGUGUCCCAGCAGACACAGCGUUUGUGCUAGAUCGUCUCUCCUAUAAAUCACCCGUCUCAGAGGAGCUGCUGGUGAAGGAUCUGACUCUUAAAAUCAGUCAAGGAAUGCACAUGCUCGUGGUGGGAAACACGGGAACAGGGAAGACCUCCCUGCUCAGGGUACUCAACGGCUUGUGGGAACCAUGCAAUGGUUCUGUGGAGAUGACCACAUGUUUUGGACCAAGGGGUGUGCUUUUCCUGCCACAGAAAGCAUAUCUUACUGAUGGCACUCUCAGAGAGCAGGUUAUCUAUCCAUUAAAGGAUAUAUAUCCUUCCUCAGGGUCCAUAGAUGAUGAACGAAUAUUAAAAUACCUGGAACUUGUUGGUUUGUCUAAUCUUUUGACCAGAAUUGGAGGACUGGAUACAAAAGUAAACUGGAACUGGUAUGAUGUUUUAUCGCCAGGAGAAAUGCAAAGGCUUUGUUUCGCUAGACUGUUUUACCUCCAGCCCAAAUAUGCAGUACUGGAUGAGGCCACUAGCGCUCUAACGGAGGAGGCCGAGGGUCAGCUCUAUAAGGCCUGUAAACAGCUGGGAAUGACCCUCAUCAGUCUGGGUCAUCGUAGCACUCUGGAAAAGCAUCAUGAUGUCAUGCUGCGACUGUGUGGAGGUGGCCAGUGGGAGCUCACCAAACUCAAAGAGGCGUGAACUUACCAAUUAUAAUGAGAAAACAUUGGUAAGUUUUGUGGUUAAGGGGGCAUUCAUGCUUGAGACUCUAGAGAAAUAGUGUUUACGUGACAGUAUACUGUGAUUUACUGAAGUUUCUGAUACACUAAUAAUGCAGUAUCUAGAGUUUUUUUGCUACUGUUUCUGUACUUUUCAUAUAGCAAUGUUUUUUUGUUAUGCAAGUAUAUGCUGCUUUAUUCAACCUUUACUGGUUGUUUCUUGCCAAAUGGAUUUGCCAAAAAAAGGGAUUUUUGUGAUGAAGGACAUUUCAGAGUAUUAAUUUUGUAGUAAUUUUGGAUAAAGUGCCUAUGGAGUAUAUUUCAAGUAAAGUUGAGGUCAAAAGUUUACAUACACCUUGCAGAAUCUGCAAAAUGUGCAUUAUUUGACCAAAAUAGAAGGGGUCAUACAAAAUGCAUGUGUUUUAUUUUUUUUAUUUAGUACUGAUCUGAAUAAGAUAUUUCACAUAGAAGAUGUUUACAUAUAGUCCUUCUGUUCUUCAGAAAAAUCCAUCAGGUCCCACAAAUUCUGUUUUUUCAGCAUUUUUUGUGUAUUUGAACCCUUUCCAACAAUGAGGGACUCAUAUGCAACUAUUACAGAAGGUUUAAAUGUUGACUGAUGCGUAAGAAGUAAACACAAUGCAUUAAGAGCCGGGGAGUGAAAACUUUUGGAAUUUGAAGAUCAGGAUAAAUUUAACUUAUUUUGUCUUCUGGGAAACAUGUAAGUAUCUUCUGUAGCUUCUGAAGGGCAGUACUAAAUGAAAAAACAAAACAUGAUAUUUAGGCAAAAUUUAAAAAAAAGGUACACAUCUUCAUUCUGUUCAAAAGUUUACACCCCUGGCUUUUAAUGCUCUAAUAAUGUUCAAGACAAACAAGGGACUCAUGAACAACUAAAAUAAUAAAUAUUUUGCAGGUUCUGCAAGGUGUAUGUAAACUUUUGACCUGAACUGUAUAUAUUUUAUAAUAAUUAAAUAUUUUAUCAGCAUGACUGAAAUUAAACUACUAAUGUCCAAGCGAAUGUCAAAAUGGUCAUUUUGUGACCAUUGAUUGUGAUCAUGUGAUCAUUGUGAUCAUGACCAAAUCGAUCAUGAAGCUUUUAAAGGAAAGCUGUUUGCUUCAAAGGGUUUUUCUUCAGAGGUUGCAUUUGUUUAUAUCAUUCUGGAGGGGAAAAAAAUGUGUAUUUUUGUGUAAUUUCUCUGCCUGACCAGUAGAGGGCCAACAUUUUCCAGCCACAGAGCUGAAUCACAAUUCAAAUCUAUUAAUUUUGUAUGAGUUUAAUUAAACUCAGAAUUAAAAGAACUCACUCUAUUCCUAA
Molecule: messenger RNA, 3501 nt
Organism: Labeo rohita (rohu)
Lineage: Eukaryota; Metazoa; Chordata; Actinopteri; Cypriniformes; Cyprinidae
Gene: abcd4
Product: ATP-binding cassette, sub-family D (ALD), member 4
Exons: 19
Coding region: 475-2172 (565 amino acids)
Biological process (GO): long-chain fatty acid import into peroxisome; peroxisome organization; fatty acid beta-oxidation
Cellular component (GO): peroxisomal membrane
Molecular function (GO): long-chain fatty acid transmembrane transporter activity; ATP hydrolysis activity; ABC-type transporter activity
Source: RefSeq, a predicted model, not a curated record